AUGACAACUUCAAAUUUCUCUAUCGAAGACUUGGCCAAUUCUUUAAUCGGAAGACUUGACCGUCGAAGAAUAUUUCCUCCUUAUUACAAUAACCCAGAAGGUUUCGUAUCGCCUACAACUUCAAUUACCAACAGUUCGUGUAGACGACCAAGACGUCCGCCAAAUGCGUUUUUGUUAUGCAGAAAGAAUGUGCACCAAGAAGCUAAACGAAGAGGGUCUUGCAAUAUGAGAGUUAUUAGUAAGGUAACAGGAAUUCUUUGGCGAAACGCAUCACUGGAAGAAAAGGAAGUUUAUGAGAGACUGGCGGAUGUGGUUAACGAAAUUCAUGUUCAGCGUCAUAAUGUAUUAUAUCGACAGUAUCAACAGCAGGAUGUACUUGGAGAUGUUUUACCAUUAUCACAACCAGCAACAUCAUGUAUAUCUACACCUUUAAGACCGAUGGCUUACAAACCAUAUCAAAUCCCUUCUCCCCCAUUUUAUCAUGGUAACUUGGAAAAGUCUUGGCAAGUUCCUUCUUCUACGGCUAAUUAUAAUUCUUCCUACAAUAAACCUGCUCAGGUCCAGGUCCCUUCCCCUCCCAUGACCAAUCAUCAUCCGGAUAAUAAUCCUGCACAAUUGAACAAUAAUAAUAAUUUCGGCGGGUUACAGUCCUUUGAUGAUAAUGCAAUAACUGAAUUACCUGCCUUCACUCAAGAUCAAAAUCAAUUAUUAACUUAUUAUUUUGAUCUUUUAGCUCCUCAACAACAAUAA
Messenger RNA from Dentiscutata erythropus, 750 nucleotides. The record is from the annotation of a GenBank genome assembly. NCBI's taxonomy places the organism in Eukaryota, Fungi, Glomeromycota, Glomeromycetes, Diversisporales, Gigasporaceae.